UGCAAAAAUAAAUGCUAAAAAUAUCAUGGUUCCUAAAGUCCCAAAGUCUCCACCUCUGCCAAACUGUACCUGUUAUUGAAAAUAUUUUAUAGGCCCAUGCAAAUAUGCACGAUCUUCUAGAUAGUUACUAAACUUGAGAUAGUGGAGAGUGUAUCAAUUUCUAACGAAACGAUGUCUUCAAAAAGCAAUGCAGUGGAAGAUCACCUCCAGAGUGCAGUCCACUUACCCAACUACUGGGAAAUUCUGAGUAAGGCUGGAAAAAGAAUUACAGACAACAAACUGAGAAGUGCCGGGAAACAAUACCUCACAGGUGGCAAGUCAAUCAUGUUGAGUGGUGGCUUACCAAAUCAAAAGCCAUUGCCUAUUAAAAAAAUUCAGUUUACGAUGAGCGAUGGGCACGAGAUCUCCCUCAGUGACAAAGAAGUUGCUCAUGCUAACAGUUACGGUCUCAGUGAAGGAAUAACAGAGCUACGUGAUUGGCUGUUGGGUCUGCACAAAUUAGAACACAAACCACCGCAACUGACGAGGAAAGAUCACCCUGAGCCAUUUGCUCUGACAAUCACUAAUGGGAUUACUGAUGGCAUCAGAACUUGUUUCCACAUUCUCCUUGAUGAAGGCGACUCGGUCUUAAUGGAAAGAGAGACUUACUCCAAUACUCUGACUUUGCUUCAACUUUUCGCAGCCAGUCCUGUUGCUGUGAAUACAGAUGAGGAUGGAAUAAAUGCUAAAGAUUUAGAGGCGAUUAUGAGUUCAUGGCCAGAGGUACAUCCGCAUUCCAAACGACCUCGUGUUAUGUACAUCACUCCGGCCUGCAGUAACCCAACUGGCUACACGUGGUCAGAGCAAAAUAUGGUAAAUGUGUACAAAGUGUGUAGAAAAUAUGACGUCAUCAUAAUUGAAGAUUCUGCAUAUUACUUUUUGCAAUUCGGAGAAAGGCAGCGGACUUUCCAGUCGAUUGAUGUGGAUGGCAGAGUCAUUCGAUUGGACACAUUCUCUAAGACCAUUGGAGCAGGGUAUCGUCUGGGAUGGAUCAGUGGUCCAUCAACAUUGACCGAUCGCUAUGUUUUAAGCAUGUCUCAGUAUACUGCUCAUCCUUGUGUGCUGUCUCAGAUAAUGAUCAAUCACAUACUGCAGUAUUGGGGCUAUGAGACUUUUAACAAACAAAUGAUCUACACCUCAGAAAUCUACCGGAAUAACGCUGAAAUUUUGGCCUCUGCACUUGACAAGUAUCUUACAGGCCUAGCGACCUGGAGUUUUCCAAGAGGAGGUAUGUUCAUGUGGCUUAAGAUCAAUGAUAUUGCAGACACCUCUGUGAUUAUGAGGGAGGCUUCUCAGGCUGGGGUAUCCCUGAUAUCUGGGGACUUCUUUGUACCUGAGUUUAAACCAACGUGCUACAUUAGAUUGUCUUUCUCUAUGGCUGACAUGGAGGAUAUUGAACAAGGCAUUAAAAUUUUUGCUGAUGUGAUAAAGGCAAAGAAGAAAGAGUGUCUUUGUAACGGCACACAAUAAUAAGCUAACAGAAAGUCUUGCUUAUCGCUGAAGCUCUGGUGAAAUCCUGCUGCACAACAUUUUUACUUUGAAUUUUGUUUCAAUUUCAACCACAAUUGUAAAAUGAGCAUUCAUCAGAUGAGAUAACUAAUAUUUUUAGCUUCUGUACAUUAAUUGAACGUUGUGUGAACAAAAUAUAAAUACCUAAAUAAACUGAGCACAAAUAAACUGAG
This is a messenger RNA of Biomphalaria glabrata, 1721 nucleotides long. Its product is annotated as kynurenine/alpha-aminoadipate aminotransferase, mitochondrial-like. The transcript is spliced from 14 exons. Gene Ontology annotation, biological process: biosynthetic process. Gene Ontology annotation, molecular function: transaminase activity; pyridoxal phosphate binding. Bases 172 to 1509 code for a protein of 445 amino acids. The record is from RefSeq and is a predicted model, not a curated record. NCBI's taxonomy places the organism in Eukaryota, Metazoa, Mollusca, Gastropoda, Planorbidae.